Ectocarpus siliculosus is the source of this 2292-nucleotide messenger RNA. Lineage: Eukaryota; Phaeophyceae; Ectocarpales; Ectocarpaceae. The record is from the annotation of a GenBank genome assembly.
AUGUUGCUAGCUUUCGUUCAGCGUGCAUCGACGUUCGUCCUGAACGUCCUGCUUCAGCGAGCGAUGCUCUCGGCGGCAGCCUCCGACACUCGCCAGCCUCGCAACUCCGCCCUCGAAGAGUACGGAGCAGCGGCAAUAACCCUCGACCUCAUCUCCUCAACGGCUCUUUUCCUCGCGAGAGAGCCGUUUCGAGUCGCCCUGGCGCGGUCGAAGGUGCCAAUCGCUGACGAAAAGACGUGGGUGGCAGGGGGCAACAAGGGUGUCGCCCCGGGGCAGCAGCUGACGGGGGAAAGGGAGCGGGCGCGGCGGCGGCGGCGGCGGCGAGAGGCGUACCGUCGGCGCUUUGUCAACACCGCUUGGAUAUCCGCCCCGGUAGGGCUGGCGUUCGCGGGGCUCGUGCGGUUGGCGUACCCGUGGGUUAUCCGCAACGACGACUUCCAAGGCGUUGAGGAGAACCGGCAGGCUGCAUCGCUUGUUUGUCUUGCCGCAGCCGUGGAGUUGAUGUGCGAGCCACUGGCUCUAAUCUUCCAAUACCGAUUGCUCGUCGACGUCCGAGUCAGGGCAGAGGCGGCCGCCGUUCUUGUGCUCGGGGUUUCUAGAUACCUCCUCGUGACGCGGGCCGGCAUGGGAGUCCUCUCUUUCGGCUACGCGCAGCUGUUCCACUCCGUGACCCUCUUUACAUGGUACGUCCUUUUCGCGGUGAAGGACGUGGCGCGAGCUAGAGCAGGAGCAGAAACGACCCUGCCGCCACCGCCGCCGUCAACGCUCGUAGCCGCGACGGGACAACCACCAGGCACAGCGCGGCCACUCGCACAAGACGGCGGCGACGACGAAGGCUUCGCGCGAGUGCGGGGGUGGCUGCCGAGUCGACCAAUCCGAGACGACGAUAGCGACGAAUCGGGUCUAGUAGACAGUGGGAAGCUCAGGCUGGCGUGGGCGCUGGCCGGACAGUCGCUGCUGAAGCACGUCCUGACCGAGGGGGACAAGAUCGUGCUCGCUAGGGCGACCUCCUCGGAGCAUGGGUGUCACCGCCAUAGCGGGGGCGGUUGCAGCCAGGGUGGGACUCUCUACGAGCAGGGGGUGUACGCGAUCGCUAGCGGGUACGGGUCGCUGGCCGCAAGGCUGUUGUUUCAGCCCCUGGAGGAGGCGGCGCGCCUGAUGUUCAGCAAGCUCGGGGCAGAGGCAGGGGAAAGCCGGCAGGGUGCGGUGCCACCUGCUGUGACUGCAACAAGCAAGGCGCUGACAAUGGGGGCGACGCAUUCGUCGUUGGGGAGGGGGGGGGGGCAGGGACGCCAGGAUGGCGGUGGCGGCUAUGGUCAGGAAGGAGACAGCACCGAUGGUGCGGCGAAUGGAAAGUUAAGGUUGCGAGCGAAGAUGGCUUCCCUUCUGGCAACCUUGCUCAAGCUCGUGCUGAUGGCGGGCCUCGUGUUCGUCUGCUUCGGCUUCCACUACACCGAGACUCUGCUACGCUUGCUCCUGGCGGGCAAGGGCGGCGGCGGCGGGUUUAGUGCCGUUUCAGAGGUGGCGCGAGUUCUGUCGUGGUACUGCGUAUACGUCCUGUUCCUCGCUGCCAACGGCAUGUGCGAGGCGUUUGCUUGCGCUGUCGCGCAAGGGGGUCAGCUCACCGGGAUGGGUGCCGGCCUUGUCGCGUCGUUCGCCGCGUUCUGGGUGCUUGUGGGACCCCUCACGGGCAGGUUCGGAACGCGAGGCCUGGUGAUGGCGAACGCCGCGGGGAUGGCUUGCCGAGUGAUAUGCAGCGGGCUUUUCAUCCGUCGCUUCUUUUUACGGCGCACGACUCCGGCGACACCUUCGUUGAAGCCAGCGGCGGUUGGCGACCGCGCGGCAAGCGGCGAAAGCAGUAGGCUCAGCCCAAGCGGCAGCCCUCACCGGUCCCCCUCGGAACCUUCCCGUGCGCCCCCGAACGGCGGCGAACGGCGAAAAAAAACGGCCACGAAAAGGAAUCUGUGGAGAGAGGUCGUGACCGGCGCUGUCCCGCACCCCGGCGUGGUUUCCAUCAUGGCCUUGUCCUCUGCCGCGGCAUACGCCACGUCACCUGCCGCUCGUCAUGUCGCUGGCGGUAACGGUGGCGCACCGUUGGACGCGGCCAAGCACGUCGGCGUUGGGUUGGUGUGCUUUUUGGUUACGGCCGCGGUUUUCGUCAAGUGUGAGGGGGCGUUUUUGAGGGAGCUUGGAGCGUUGUGGGCCGCUCGACGGCCGCCGGGUCCCGACGCCGGGCGCGGGGCGGGGAGCGGCGAUGCUGCUGCUUUGGACGGGGCAGAUAAAUCGGAUUGA